Messenger RNA from Penicillium manginii, 837 nucleotides. RefSeq lists its product as uncharacterized. Gene Ontology annotation, cellular component: nucleus. Gene Ontology annotation, biological process: regulation of transcription by RNA polymerase II. Gene Ontology annotation, molecular function: DNA-binding transcription activator activity, RNA polymerase II-specific; RNA polymerase II transcription regulatory region sequence-specific DNA binding. NCBI's taxonomy places the organism in Eukaryota, Fungi, Ascomycota, Eurotiomycetes, Eurotiales, Aspergillaceae. The record is from RefSeq and is a predicted model, not a curated record. The annotation marks the transcript as partial. The transcript has 2 exons.
UCCGAAGAGGUUAUUCACCUCUCAUCCUCCUUUAAAGAAUCCAGCGCCCCGGGCCCGCUUAGGCCCGUUGAUACGAUCUCAUCAUGGCGGCCUGCACUUGCACCAGCACCGCAGCCGUUUUCCAGGCGAUGGCCAUCUUCUGGCAGCCCUCUCAAUCACAGUCCCUUCUCAAGCCUCCAGGAGUCGGACUCUCUGCCGAGGCCUAAUUCUUCCCCCUACCUUCAGCAACAACACUUCUAUUCGCUCUCCUCGGUGCCGCCGUCUAUCCCCACGACUGCGCCAUUCUCUCAACCCUUCGAUACCACUACCUUUGCACAAGAGUCGGAUCUUUGGACACAACCGCACCUGUCCUUUGCCAAUACCGACUGGGACAUAGUUUCCGCCGAUCAUUCAGUGCCCUAUCCUGACAUUGACGUAGCUGUCAAUGACUUGGGAUAUGGCAUGACCCCAACCUUUGCUUCUAUUUCGGAUUCAGCUUCCAAUGACCCCCAAAGUUUCGCCCCUUCUCCUCUCGUUCCCAGCCCACCAAAUUCCUUAGACGGGCAAUCUCAGCAUUCCCCUGUAUCUCAGAUUCCAGGAUCCGCGUCGACAUCAAGCCCUCCAACCUCGCAGGGUGAUGAAGUCCUGGGCCGUGUUGGUUCAGCUCGCGUCGAAAAGCGCAGACUCAACACGCUCGCGGCUCGCCGAUGUCGUCAGAGGCGUGCCGACCGAAUGAAAACCCUGGAAGACGAGUUGGAAAGUGUGAAAAGAGAGCGCGAUGAGUUGAGACUACGGGUCUCAAAGAUGGAGGGCGAAACGGAGGCUCUGAAGGGGCUGUUAACCCGCAAAAGCAAGUAA